Messenger RNA from Carassius auratus (goldfish), 847 nucleotides. RefSeq names its product rho GTPase-activating protein 39-like. The record is from RefSeq and is a predicted model, not a curated record. The transcript has 2 exons. Gene Ontology annotation, molecular function: protein binding; GTPase activator activity. The coding region runs from base 152 to 637 and encodes 161 amino acids. Lineage: Eukaryota; Metazoa; Chordata; Actinopteri; Cypriniformes; Cyprinidae. Gene Ontology annotation, cellular component: cytoplasm.
GAGACACUUUCGGCAGCAGCACGAGCGCGAUCGGAAAGCCGAGCAUUCUGAACUCUAAACGCAUCACGUCCGACAUAACUAGGGGAUACAGUUUUACUGCCUUUACCCUGUCAUUUUAUACUUUUUGGUUUAACCGUACAAUGUGAGGAGAAUGGCCGGGACAAGUGCUGACUGGGUGGAAAUCCUUGAGCCCCGUUCGCAAGAGCGCAUGUACGUUAAUCUGGCGACGGGAGAGUGUGGCUGGGACCCGCCCAUCGACGUGCCCAUCCGCCAGGCUGAUGGAAACCAGUGGUGGGAGCUUUUUGACCCCCAGAGUGGCAGGUUUUACUACUACAACUCUGCUGGCCGCAUGACCGUGUGGCACAGACCUCAGGGUGCAGAUAUUGUCCCUCUGUCUCAGCUCCAGGCCAUGAAACGCAGCACUGCAUCUGAGCACAAGGCUGAUGGGGGUACUAGGGAACGGCAACAUGGGAAUCAGUCCGCAGGGAGUCAAGAUAGACGCACCCCUCUACCACCAAUGGAGCCCUACACUAAAGAGCCAGAAUGUGGGGGCAAAGAGCCUAAACAACAAGAAAUGGACAACCGACAGAAACUAGACAUCCACAGCAUAGACAGCAGCAAAGACACUCUCAGGUAGGCCUCUGGGCUUCCUCUGCAUGUUAUCUUAAAACUAGUUAUGGUUCCUCAGAAAUAACUGGCCUUAACUAGAGACCAAUUUUCUUCAACAGCUGUAAUAUAAUUUUGAUGUUCCAUGACACUAAGGAACCUUCUGGGUUUAGUAAAAGUUACAGUUAACUGGCAGCAUAAAAAAAAAACCUUAAUAAAAAUAAAAAUCCCUUUUUUGUAA